AUGAGUAGAUCCAAUUCAGAAUCAAUUAUUAAUCCAUCACAAUGUAUAGGACAAAAUUUUCAACUUUCUGACUAUCCUUCUAUGAUGACUAUUUAUAGUGCUGUAAGUAAUUUAACUACAUUAACUGAUGAUUGUAUAGAUUCAGGUAGUAUGGCAGCACAACAAAUCCAAGGUACAGAAAGUUCUUCACAUUUUGCACAUUACAGUGAAUCUUCUUUAAUGGCUACUGACUGUUCAUCUCUGAUGGAUAGACAAAGUUCAAAAUUAUCAAAUAAUCAAAAUAUUUUAGUUGAAGAGAAUGAAAGUAUUCCACAGCUAGAAACAAUUCCAGAAAAUAAUGUUGUUCUUCCAGAAACUGUUGGUGAAGGAAUAAAAGAACCAUCUACUCCAAAACACGGUAAAAAGAAAAGAAGAGAUAAACAAGGUGUUGUUAUGGUAAAUGAUACUAAAGUUCCAAAAGAAAAACAUAAAAAGAGAGGAAAGAAGUAA
Molecule: messenger RNA, 489 nt
Organism: Entamoeba dispar SAW760
Lineage: Eukaryota; Evosea; Mastigamoebida; Endamoebidae
Exons: 1
Coding region: 1-489 (162 amino acids)
Source: RefSeq, a predicted model, not a curated record